AUGGCUUAUAGACGUUUUGUAUGGAAAUUUGGUGGUGGAAGAAGAACAACAAUAAUGUCAAUUCCAGAAGAGAUACAAAUUGAAAUCCUCUUAAGAUUACCGGCGAAACCCUUAUUAUCUUGUAAGUGUGUUUGCAAGCACUGGUAUGCCCUAAUCUUAACCUCUGGUUUCGUUAAAACCCAUAUGACUGUUCAGAAAAAUAAUCCUAUUCUCAUGCUUAAAGAUUCCGGUGAUCGAAUUUACUCAAUAGGUUAUGAUUCAUUACCAUCAUCAUCUGUAUGUGAAAUUAAAGAUCGUGUUAUUAAAGUGGAUCACCCAUUCAAAUCAUCUCUUCUACAUUAUUGUGAUGGAUUAUUGGGUUCAUGUAAUGGUAUAAUUUGCACAUGGUUGUCUUAUUAUGGUGGUGGUAAUAGGAAUUUAUUCUGUCUUUGGAACCCAGCUACAACAGAAUAUAAAGAAUUACCUGAAUCACCAAUUGAAUUUAAUGGAGACAAUGUUUGCAUUCAUGGUAUUGGUUAUAAUGACAAGACUGAUGAUUACAAGUUGGCAAUAGGUAUAAAACUUCCCGGAAACAAGGAUACUACUCUAGUCCAAGUCUAUACGUUAGCAUCAAAUUUGUGGAAAACGGUGAAAACCAUACCUUAUCGGUUUUGUGAUAUUCAAAUAUCCGGGGUGCUUGUUAACGAAAACCUUCAUUGGUUAGCGCUAGGUCAAUAUGACUUAUUAUUACUCUCUUUAGAUAUCAGUGAUGAGAAUUUCAAAGAAAUGCAACUACCAAGAGAAAUCCCUGAGAUGAAUAAGGAUAUGUCUCUGGGUGUGUUGCAAGGGUGCCUUUGCUUACUUGUCAGCUCAGAUGUGAAUGGUGUUGAGAAUUAUUUUGAAGUAUGGGAGAUGCUGGAUUAUGGAGUUCGAGAAUCUUGGACAAAGCAUUAUGUCAUUUCCCACGAGAGUAUUAUUAAUGAGCUAAGAUAUUUGAAGCUUGUGCGGUCUUUUAAGAACCAUGAGAUUCUACUCUUGAAAGGCGAUAUUCUAGUUUUGUAUGACCCAAAACAUGGAAGUGCUAGAGAACUAAAAAUCAACAAUGUUCCAUUCAGGAACGCUGAGACUUAUUGUGAAAGCUUAGUUUCUUUGAACUCUGGUACUUACAGUGUGGGACUGUUGUUUAAUGUCUACUACCUUGAUGCAGCUGUUGUUUAA
Messenger RNA from Papaver somniferum (opium poppy), 1197 nucleotides. Its product is annotated as F-box protein CPR1-like. Gene Ontology annotation, molecular function: protein binding. The transcript is spliced from 2 exons. Lineage: Eukaryota; Viridiplantae; Streptophyta; Magnoliopsida; Ranunculales; Papaveraceae. The record is from RefSeq and is a predicted model, not a curated record. The coding region runs from base 1 to 1197 and encodes 398 amino acids.